AGCGAAAGUUCCGGAAAGAGGAAAGCGAGGUAUCGAGCGCUGGGGGACGCCGAGGGAACGGCACUGAAGGUUGCCGGUUGAAGUCUCAAGGCGAAAACCUGCCACCGUGCACUCCAGCUCUCGAGGUUCUGAUCAAAGCGAACGGUGCCGCAUUGAUUUCUCCACAUGUGGAAGAAACUUCAUUUGUAAAACAACAUGAGCUACCUAAGCUGACCUGGACGAGUGCAUCAGCAGGACAAAUAAAUAAUGCAACAUAAUGCUUGUAAACGUGAACCUGAUACGCUCCAUCGAUCAGGAGUGCUGCUAUUAGUGUCCGGGGGCCGUUGGGAAGGAGAUCUUAGCAGUGUUGGAAUCUUCCUUAGGAGGCCUUCAAUUUCUUCACCUUCCUAGGACUGGGGAGAAGGGGUAGCAUGAGGUCAUUUAAGGAUUUAUUUUUAUCUGACUUCAUUCAUAUACUGUACACAACUGUCACAUUUGCAUGUAGUCGCUUAAAUGACAUCACAUUGGACACUGGAAUCAUUUUUCACUCAACCUGAGAAAGUAAACCGUGUAUGACUGACAACCUAAAGCACAACAUAAGGAAAGUGUCAAGACAUGACUGCAAGUGUCAAGCCUACACUCCUCUUGUGAUUUUGAUGGCUAAGUUUAGAGGAUUAAUUUACCUGCACUUUUAAAUGAUGUGCUGCUCCUGGGUUUUUACCUGCAUUGACAAAAACAAGACAAGCUUCAUACUUUUUUAGAUUUCGCCCCACAGUAUUGAUUUCACGGCUCCAGUGGGACUGGGAGAGAGAUUUUGCACUCUUGCCAAACGCCAUUUUGCCUUGGGCUCCGCCCACAUUUACAGAGCGCCACGGCAACACCGUCUGCCCUGCUGAUCGAUGAGCCCUAAUGGCCCCCAUCAAGCUCAGCCACCCAGCUCGAGCCAACUCAGUUUCCUGCAUUCCAGUCAUACCAGGGGAAAAAAAUCACUGCUACGGUCUGUCUGAGUCGAGUCGAGUCGAGUGAGAAUGGGACGCUCCUCCAAAGACAAGCGUGACAUUUAUUACCGGCUAGCCAAAGAAGAGGGAUGGCGGGCCAGGAGUGCCUUUAAACUGCUCCAACUGGAUGAGGAGUUCAACCUCUUCAAAGGUGUUCGGCGAGCUGUGGAUCUUUGCGCUGCUCCGGGGAGUUGGAGCCAGGUCCUCAGCCGUAAACUCCGAGGGAAGGAGGAGAAGAGUGAGGAUGUGAAGAUCGUAGCGGUGGACCUCCAAGCCAUGGCCCCUCUUCCUGGGGUCACUCAGAUACAGGGUGACAUCACUAAGAUCAGCACUGCACAGGAAAUGAUCAGGCACUUUGAGGGCCAGCCCGCUGACCUUGUGGUGUGCGAUGGCGCUCCCGAUGUGACUGGCCUCCAUGAUGUUGACGAAUAUAUUCAGGCCCAGCUUCUACUUGCUGCCCUGAACAUUACAACUCACGUUCUCAAACCAGGGGGCACCUUUGUGGCAAAGAUAUUUCGGGGGAAGGACGUGACCCUCCUGUACUCCCAGCUGAAGAUCUUCUUCAGUGGCGUGACAUGCGCCAAGCCUCGGAGCAGCCGAAACUCCAGCAUCGAGGCGUUUGUGGUGUGUGAGAACUACUCCCCUCCAGAAGGAUAUGUCCCAAACAUGUCCAAUCCUCUCCUGGACCACUGCUACGAUGUGGACUUUAAUCAGCUGGAGGGCCCGAACCGGAUCAUCGUCCCCUUCCUGGCCUGCGGUGACCUCAGCGCCUUCGACUCGGAUCGCACCUACCCGCUCCAGCUGGAUCCCAGUAAAGAAUACCGCUACACGCCCCCCACCCAGCCCCCCAUAUGCCCGCCCUACCAGCAGGCCUGUCACCUCCGCAAGAACAACCUGCUGGCCAAGGAGGAAUCUCCCUCCGUCCCAUUGGAUGGGGCAUUCUCCACCCUGCAUCUCUCUGCCAAUCAGGACGAGGGGACGUCGGCAGCAGCACCUUCGUGCGAAGUCGGCGCUCAAUUGGCACCGGAACAGGAAGUGGAAUGACCGAAAUAAAAGUUUGCUAGCACCAGGGAACUAUUAUCUGAAGCGGUUUUGAACAUUCCCAAGAUAUUUUAUUUGGCUUCUCAGUGUAUUAGCCCUGACCUGGCUCUUUAAAAGUGAAUGAAAGCUCUGAUGUAAAAGUGGCUGAACAAACCAAUUUAACUUGAAUGUGGAGUUUGAUAAGAGACGAUGAACAAGCCGCGCAUCACCAUGACAAACUCUCUAGUUUCAAGGAGAAUUUAGAGUUGACCCAAACAGCACGAACCCUUCAGACUGCCUGACCACUGCCCUUCUGAGGAGAGGUGUAAUUUUGUUACGAUGUUACUUUUCACUUGAAUACUAGUUUUUGAAAAUACAUAUUUUAAACAUUGUUUUUAAGUGCUGAGUAAAUCAAGUUUUUUUUUUUUUUAUGGAACUAACAAGUAAUGUAGAAUAUUAUGUAUUUAUCUCCAAUAAAGAAACCAUGCUCAAAUUUGAAA
Conger conger (European conger) is the source of this 2497-nucleotide messenger RNA. RefSeq names its product FtsJ RNA 2'-O-methyltransferase 1 (gene ftsj1). The record is from RefSeq and is a predicted model, not a curated record. Gene Ontology annotation, cellular component: cytoplasm. Gene Ontology annotation, molecular function: tRNA methyltransferase activity. Gene Ontology annotation, biological process: tRNA methylation; cytoplasmic translation. The transcript has 11 exons. The coding region runs from base 1008 to 2021 and encodes 337 amino acids. NCBI's taxonomy places the organism in Eukaryota, Metazoa, Chordata, Actinopteri, Anguilliformes, Congridae.